AUUCCUUCUGAUCAGCACAGUAAUUGUGUGUGCCUUUUCCUGCGGGUAUUUCUAAGGCUUCCAAAUGCAAAAGUGAAUUUUAAGGAGGACAGCAAUGAGUGGGAAGUCUUUGCUCCUCAAAGUUAUCCUUCUUGGGGAUGGUGGAGUUGGAAAGAGCUCACUUAUGAACCGGUACGUCACAAAUAAAUUUGACUCUCAGGCUUUUCACACUAUUGGAGUGGAAUUUCUUAACCGGGACUUGGAGGUUGAUGGCCGAUUAGUGACCCUACAGAUAUGGGACACAGCUGGUCAAGAACGCUUUAAGAGUCUGCGUACACCAUUCUACCGUGGAGCGGAUUGCUGUCUGUUAACCUUUAGCGUGGACGACAGGCAGAGUUUUGAAAAUCUAAGCAGCUGGAGAAAGGAGUUUAUUUUGUAUGCAGAUGUCAAGGAACCUGAUAGAUUUCCUUUUGUGGUACUGGGCAACAAGGUGGACAAGAGUGAAAGAGAGAUAAGCACUGUGGAUGCCGAGACCUGGUGCAAUGAGAAUGGUGGAUAUCCAUACCUAGAAACUAGCGCCAAAGAUGACACAAAUGUGGAUGGAGCAUUUGAAGAAGCUGUAAGGCAGGCAUUGGCUGUGGAGGAGCAGGUGGAGCAUUCUGUGCUGGGUCGUACCAUAGAUCUCCACAGCAGCCAGAGUUCAGGGUCAUCCUGUUGCUAAAGUUGAAAGAGAGGAGAGGCGAAAAAUCUGGAAGAGCCAUUUGGGAGAUAUUGAAUGCCCUUACCUGAUGGGCUAGCACAACCAGAAGAAAAAGAAAAGUUCAAAUAUGGGUAGAUAGGAUCUACCCUGUGUUUGGGUCAGUCGUAUUUCAAGUAUAGAUAUUACAAUUAAAGGGACAGAUUAUGGUUUAUAUCAACGUUACAUAACCUCUGCUUCAAAAAAUAAUAAUUUCUAAUUGUGAAAGUUGUAAAGGUGUAUGCUGCCCACACUGAGCAAAGGGGAGUGCUACAAGGUGAUUCUUGUAUUGGAAAUCUAAAAGUAUGAAUGAAAAAAAGAAGCAGAAAAUGAUAACUGCCAUAUUUCUGUUGCUUUUCUAAUUUCAUCUGAUGCAGAUGGAGAACUAACAAAGAUCAGGUACAAAGUAAUAAAAGCAGCUUUUCUGAAGCUGAGGAAAACAGAAUGUGAUAGCAGAUCUGGGGAAGGAUCCAAAGAUUGGUUUAGUUAUUGGCUUGGUACUGAAAGGCUCAAACAUAGGAUCUCAAGGUUUUCUUAACUAAAUAUACACAAUUCCUGCAGCAGCUUACACACAGCAUUUAUCUGCAUCGCAAAGCUAUCGCCGGCUGCUCACUAUUGUGCAAUAAGUGGAGUUAUUUCGGUACAUUUUUGGCAAGCUCUGCUUCAAAGAGUUUAGACAGUAUUUAUCCGUUGUCAAAUAUAUGCUUUUUCUACCUUGUGUACUUCAUAAUGUAAUGUUACACUUGACUUCCAAGCGCACCAUGGUAAAGGAACUUUUUGAUGUGGUACAAUGUUCAAGGACAAUUUAUGAGCCUUCUGUAUUUGAGAGGAACUGUUAUUAGAAAGCCCUGUGAUCAUGCAGUUUGCAGUAAAAUGCAGUGGCCCAGAGGUUUUUGGUAAAUGAAGAUGGUUGCUAAUUGUAUCUGGCACGGGUAAGAUAGCACAAUAUAGAGAGGACACUCACAUGGGCACUCUAUUAAUACAUUGUAAUUAAGUGGUGUUUCUGAAAAUAUUUUCAUGCCAAUAAACAGUGUAUUUGUGCCGGUCAUACCCCUCUCAUGUAUCUGUUUAAUAUGUUUACAAAUUAAACAUUAUUUAAAUAUGG
Messenger RNA from Xenopus tropicalis (tropical clawed frog), 1820 nucleotides. It is a transcript of the gene rab9b, whose product is annotated as RAB9B, member RAS oncogene family. The coding region runs from base 95 to 700 and encodes 201 amino acids. The record is from RefSeq and is marked provisional. The transcript has 2 exons. Gene Ontology annotation, molecular function: GTPase activity; G protein activity; GTP binding. NCBI's taxonomy places the organism in Eukaryota, Metazoa, Chordata, Amphibia, Anura, Pipidae. Gene Ontology annotation, cellular component: cytosol; plasma membrane; phagocytic vesicle membrane.